Molecule: messenger RNA, 3690 nt
Organism: Miscanthus lutarioriparius
Lineage: Eukaryota; Viridiplantae; Streptophyta; Magnoliopsida; Poales; Poaceae
Source: the annotation of a GenBank genome assembly
AUGGCGGCUCAGGAGGCCGCCGCAGCUGAUUCUUCGGGUCCUCGGUUCGCUCCGGACGACCCGACGCUCCCGGCGCCUUGGAAAGCUCUGAUUGAUGGCGUGACGCUGUACUAUUGGAAUCCAGAGACGAAUGUGACCCAGUAUGAGAAGCCUGCUGCGACUGCAGGGGUGCCCCCCUUGCCAGCAGGUCCUCCGCCGUCGACCCCUGCGCAAGUCCCGGAACCUGCACCUGGGGCGUAUUCGCAGCCUAACGUGCAGUUCGGUCAAGCUGGGCAGGCAGGGCACCAGGAGCGUCCUGGCCAGGCAGCUUAUCCUCCUCAGGGUGGCCAGCUUGGGCAGCAGCAGCAUACUCAGCAGCCAGCUCAGCAGCAACCGUUUCAGCAGCAUGGCACGGCUCAACACCAGGCUUCGUUUCAGCAAGUGCCAUAUCAGCAACAGCAGACGCACAUGCCAAAUCAGCCGCAUCAGUACCACAGCGCGCAUCCUCAACACAUGCCGUAUCAGCAUGAUCAGGCAGACCAGCGUUUAGAGAUGCCACAAACUGCCUAUAAUCAAGCUCAGCAGUCACCGAUGCCUCAAGCUGCCUACAAUCAAGGUCAGAGUCAGCAGCCACCGAUGCCACAACAUUCAUACAAUCAAGGUCAAGUUCAGCAGCCACCAAUGCCACAACCUUCCUACAAUCAAGGUCAGCAAUCCAUGAUACCACAGUCUGCCUACAAUCAAGCUCAGCAGCCACAAAUUCCACAUGGUGCUUAUAAUCAAAGCCAGCAGCUGCAGGGAGUUAGGAUUGCUCAGAGUCAAGGGCAACAUCCUCAACAAUCUUUGAGCUUUCCCCAAGCUUCGCAGUCGCCGCAGGUUUCUCAACCUCAAGGACUUAAAAUGCCAUCUCAGCAAGGUCAACCGCAGCAUGGAUUGCCGUUCCCUCAGCAUGGAAAACCGCCACUGUCACAUGGGCAACAAAGUCCAUUGUUGAAGGAUGAUGAUGGAGGAGUUCAUGAAGGCAAGUGGUCUGGCUUUUCAUUACCACUUAGUCAGCAGGGUGGCCAAGCUCCUCUCCCAAAUCAGCAGUUACCUUUUAGUCAUCAACAUCCUGGAGCCCUUAGUAGCCAGCCAAAUAUACCUGGAGUCGGUGGGCCAUUAUAUCCUGCCAAGCAUCUUCCUGGUGGAUCAUCCUCUGCUGAGACUAAUAACAUGGGUUUUAUGAACUCACCUGCUCAAAUGCAUCAAGGUGGAGCUGAUACAAACUACCAGCAAAAACCAGUUAGUGGCCAUGCAGUUCCAAAUCAUGUUGGUCCAUCACCAAUUCGACCUCCAAUGGGUUUUGAUAUGGGUAAUAGUGAUGGUCACUUUGAAAGAGAUGACCCUCACUCUUAUGGAAGGUUUGAUGGAACAAAGGCUCUCCAGCAGCAGCCAAAGCUUGCUCCUCUCCCAACUUCACAAAAUCCUAUGCAUAAUUUUAGUGGUUAUAACAUGGCACCUCCACAUUCAGUACCAAAUCCACAUAAUCUUGGUCCAUUGCCUAUUGGAACUUCAGUGAGGCCACCGUCAAGUAUGUUUGCUCCUCCAGAUUUUCCAAGCGUAUCUUCAGCUGAUGCAUACCGUCAACACCAUGAAGUCACUGCCAUGGGUGAAAACGUUCCUGCUCCUUUUAUGACAUUUGAGGCUACUGGAUUCCCUCCAGAGAUUCUGAGAGAGAUCCAUGCAGCAGGCUUUUCAAAUCCCACUCCAAUUCAAGCUCAGACAUGGCCUGUUGCACUGCAAAACCGGGACAUAGUAGCUAUUGCCAAGACAGGGUCUGGAAAGACGCUGGGGUACCUAAUUCCUGCUUUUAUACAUCUAAGGAGAUGCCACAAUAAUCCGAUGUUGGGUCCUACGGUAUUGGUUUUGGCCCCUACUCGCGAGCUUGCUUCACAAAUACAAGACGAAGUAGUUAAGUUUGGUCAAUCAUCUAGAGUUUCCUGCACAUGUCUAUAUGGUGGAGCUUCAAAGGGCCCUCAGCUAAGAGAACUUGAGCGUGGAGCAGAUAUUGUGGUAGCAACACCUGGACGUCUUAAUGAUAUUCUGGAGAUGAAGAAGAUUAGCCUCCAUCAGGAGGUGACAAAAAUAGCUGGGGAUUUACUAAGAGAUCCUGUCCAGGUCAACAUUGGCAGCGUCGAUGAACUUGUUGUUGCCAACAAAUCCAUCACUCAGUAUGUAGAGGUGGUUCCGCCUAUGGACAAGCAGCGACGCCUAGAGCAGAUUCUUAGAGAUCAAGAAAGGGGCUCAAAAAUCAUCAUAUUUUGCUCGACUAAGAAGAUGUGUGACCAGCUUGCUCGUGGCAUUGGUCGCAAUUUUAAUGCUGUAAGCAUUCAUGGUGAUAAAUCGCAGGCCGAAAGAGAUAAUGUUCUCAAUCAGUUUCGAACUGGCAGGGCUCCAAUAUUAGUAGCCACAGAUGUUGCUGCUCGUGGACUUGAUAUCAAAGAUAUCAGAGUGGUAAUCAAUUAUGACUUUCCAACUGGGAUAGAAGACUAUGUGCAUCGCAUAGGGCGUACAGGAAGAGCUGGCGCUACUGGUGUCUCGUACACUUUUUUCUCUGAACAAGAUUGGAAAUAUGCUGGUGAUUUGGUGAAACUCUUGCAAGGUGCCAACCAGCAUGUCCCUCCACAGCUGCAAGACAUGGCUGCACGCAGUGCUUCUGGAGGUCCAAGAAACCAGGCUGCUGGGAUGAGUCGCUGGGAUGGGCCUGGUGGUCGUCGUUUUGAACCUGGUGCUGGUGGCCCUGUUGGUUAUGGUGGUGUUAGGGAGGGUCCUGGAGGUUUCGGUGGUCGUGAGGGCCCAGGUGGAUUUGGUGUUCGAGAAAGCCCAGCAAUGUUUGGUGGCCGGGGUGGCCCUGGUGGCUUCGGUGGCCGGGAAGGCCCUGGUGGCUUUGGUGGCCAUGAGGGCCCUGGUGGCUUUGGUGGCCGGGAACGGGAGGGUCCUGGUGGCUUUGGUGGCAGAAAGGGCCCAGGUGGCUUUGGUGUGGACGAGAUGGCCCUGGGUCAGGUGGUUUUGGUGGUAGAGGGGCGUGGAUCUGGUGGUUUUGGCAGUAGAGGCGGAUCAAGCCCUGGGGGCUUUGGUGGACGUGGUGGCAGGGGUGAUUCUUCUGGUUUUGGUGGACGUGGCAGGGGGGAGAUUUUUCUGGUGGACGUGGUGGCAGGGGCCGUGGAUUUGGCGGGAGGGGACGUUCUGACCGAGGCCCACAUGACCGGUUUGUCUCAGAUGGACGGGGACGAUAUGAUAACCGUCGAGGAUUUGGAGACAAGGGUAGGGAUCAGAGCUACAGCCGCAGCCCAGAUAGAGGCCAGUCACGGGGUUAUGACAGAAGAAGUGACAGCAGGAGCAUUAGUAGGAGCAGGAGCCGUAGCAGGAGCUGGUCACGCAGCAGAAGCCGCAGCAGGAGCUGGAGCCGUAGUCGGAGCCGCAGCAGCAGCCGGAGUCGUAGCAGGAGCAGGAGCCGUGACCAUGGGGCAGCACUGGAGCGCAGGCCCCGAGCAAGAUCUGGUUUCGAUGUGCUGCCUCCUGCAGCUGGAGCAGCCGGACCUGCUGCACCUGUCCCUGUCCCUGUCCCUAUCCCUAUCCCUGGACCAGCAGCACCACCUGUUCCUGCUCUCGCACCUCAACAAUCACUGGCCGAUACAUCUUCAAUGUCGCCAAUGUCUCCUGGUGGCCUAG